UGCUGUGGUCCGGUGCUUGGACUGUGUUCCACCAGGAACUCCCUUUCUUUGUCCGGCAUGUGACCCAAUUAUCCAUGGCAAAAAUGUCUUCCAUGACAGGGAAGCCAUGAUUGAUGGGUUUUACAGACCUAUUCCUCCCACAUCCUUAGUGGUUGUGGAUGAAAGUGGCCAAUAUGGACUCUGUGAACAAGUGUGUCUGCUUCCAAUUCCUCCACCAUCCCAAAUCUGCUUCUGUGGUCCAAGCCAAGAUUUCACCAUCAUCCCAGGAAAGCAGACCGUGUUGGUGACUAUCAAUGGUUUGUUGCCACCAGAAGACGAUGUGGUCAAGCAAAAAUACAGGAUUACUAUUAUACUUUUGUCCUGCGUUGCAUAGAUACCUGUCAAAUUGCACAUUUAUAUUUUUUCUCAGGUCCAUACAACGUUUGCCUGCCUUCUGUGUGCUGUCCAACUUGUUCCACCAAAUGGUCCCCGAGCAUAGGUGACUUGCUUGGAUACAAAUACUGGCCAGCAACCGACAGCUGCAAAAUUAUUUUUAAGUUUGAUGUGUUCACAUCAUUCGAGCAAAUGAAAUUGGCCAGCCCAGCAUUAUCCCAGCAAGUAUUUAUAAAAAUGCUUGAACAUCGAUCGUUUUCCACAGGAAGGGUAAGAAUAAAAUGUGGUUUUCAAGAUUUUUGAAUACCAAACUUUGAAUUAACAAAAUGAAUACCAUUCUUGUUUCCAGACAGGCAGAAUCUGUAGCGAUACCUUCCACAGAGUCUUUCGGGAGUUUGCCUUCUGUAAUUACAGACAAGAAGAUCUGUGCCUGGUGGAGCCCUUUAAAUGCCCAGCAUGCACACCUGACAUGCUGGCUAUUGCUGUAGAUGGCAAGAGAAAGCAUUAUCGCUUCAAGAAGUCCAGAGGAUGAACCGUCUCUAUUUGAUGGACUGUUCAUUGCCCAGGACAGUAAAGUGUCUGCCUUUGUCGACAAAAUCAGGAGCCAGAUGACGAUUAAAAGUGGUCGUGAUGUUUGUGGACCGGCAACAUUCACAGCUUGCAGAGAAACCUCACACAAGUCCAGGGCCAAGGUGGACGAGGAAGGCCUGCAAAUAGCUGUGUGCAGACAUGGCAUCUUGCUACAAGGCCUAAAUCACUACCGUGGUGAAAUAUAUGCCUACCCAAUGUUCCUGCAGAAGGAGCUGGCUGAAGUUGCGAAUGCAACAUUCUUUUGUAUGGAUGUUGCCUGCAGGUACUGGCCUUAUUUGGAGAAGAUGGCAGCAAAGUUGCCAGAGCUCCAACCACUUACAGAGAUUAAACCUUUUCUCUCUGUAAUGCACGCCAAGGCCCACACAGGCAAAUGCGAGGUGAAGUGGGCAGAAGCCAGGAAGGUGCUGGAAAUACUGUUGACGAGGAAGUGGAACAGGUUAACAGCUUCCUCUCAAGGGCAGCUCUGACAACAAAAUACAUGACCAAAUCAGCUAGAGCAGAUAUGAUAACCGUGCUGGCUAUGCAAUGGAACCACAGGAAGGUGGAGAAUCUCCACAAGACACUCUCAAAGAGAUUUGUCAAAACUACACAGAGAGCACAAACUGAAGUGGACAAUCUUGAGAGUCUCAAGCAAGAGCUGAACAUCUCCCUGGAGGACACGGAGCAGUGGGUGUUGGAGGUCAAGCAAUGGGCAGCCACUGAGAAACAUGGAGGCCAGAGCAGCCAGGAGGAGCUCCAGAGAGAAAUAGAUGACAUUAUUUAUUCCCUCCGAAGAAAGAAACACGACCUCUAUCGACAAAAUGACAGCAACCAAACAAGGCAACGCAAACGGAGAAGACUGACAGAGCUCAAGAAGAAACUCAGAGAGAGGAUACUGCAGUACAACACCAUUGAUACCUGUACAGAGACAAUUGACACAGAAGCAGCAUGCAGUCUGUCUGAGGAUGUCAUUCUGCCCUGGGAGAUGUGGUGAACCUACGCACAAAGAGGCGACUUUUUGACCAGGUUAUGCUGGUCAGGCGUAUGGAAGAGGAGAAAGUCAUCAUUGUGAAGGAGAUGACCCACUAUUGUCAAAAUCUGAGGCAGGCACUGGACAAACUGGACCACCUCCUUCAUCAGACAAAAGACGACAUCAGGAACCAAAACUGUCAUUUUGUCUUUUUAUUUUAGUUUCUCCAAGCGAUAUAACAGAAGAGGGAUACAGGGGACUGCACUGCUGUCUUUUACACCAUCAAUAUCUUCUGGAGCAGAAACUGAGCAGAGUCACCAGCACCUACAGCUGUAUUGGCACGGACUCGUCUUUUCUCAUGAUGGAGGAAGACAUUGAAGACGUUGAUGAGGACAACGAACAGGACGGUGAUGAGGACAACGAACAGGACGGUGAUGAGGACAACGAACACGACGGUGAUGAGGACAACAAACAGGAAGGUGAUGAGGACAACGAACAGGACGGUGAUGAGGAUAACGAACACGACGGUGAUGAGGAUAACAAACAGGAAGGUGAUGAGGACAACAAACAGGACAACGAACAGGACUUAACAAGUCUAUUGUAUUGUGUUGUAUGCAUGUGAACGUAUUAAAACGAGUAUUACGAUUUAA
This is a messenger RNA of Gymnodraco acuticeps, 2562 nucleotides long. RefSeq lists its product as uncharacterized. The transcript is spliced from 12 exons. Bases 1334 to 1936 code for a protein of 200 amino acids. Lineage: Eukaryota; Metazoa; Chordata; Actinopteri; Perciformes; Bathydraconidae. The record is from RefSeq and is a predicted model, not a curated record.